CCAAACAGCGCAGAAAUCACACCGCCCACUUUGGGAAGCCUAGGUUUGCAAAGCAUGCGCUCCUUAUCGUGGCUAGCUGGUAGCAUUAGCUAGCUAAUCUUUUAUUUGUGAGCAGACAGGAUGGAGAGCAGCGAGGGAAUGGAGGUGGAGGGCUGGGACUCCAAUCUGGAGGAAGAGCUGGGCAUUUCUCUGGAUGAGCUGAAGAAGUGGAUUGACGAGGCCGUGGAGAAGAGCGAGAUUGUGCAGAAGAAAAAGGCUCAUCUGACGGAGCUCAAGGAAUGGGUGGAGCAGAAAGAAGAAGAGGAGGCAAAGACGGACGGGCUUCUAAACGAUGCGAACAAAUCCAUAUUGGCGUGUGAGAAGCUCGUGAAGGAAACUUUCCAAAAAAACGGUCUUGUUUACCGAGAGAGCAGCUCAGAGGAUGAGGGGGGCGGAGGAGGCGUGUUGUCCUCCGAGGUCAUUGAGAUAGACGACGACGACGACGACGAUGUCAUUGCUGUUGGCUGUUUGGUUCCUCCAAAGAAGCCCGGCCCUCCUGGCAAAGAUCCGGUGUUAAAAGACGCCUCCACAGCGCUACAGAAAACCUCUCAGCAGGUGCAGAAAUUGGCGCAAAUGGUCGGCAAGCCUUCACUAGGUGCUCCAUUACUCCGAUCUCCAUCCCAGUCAGGUAUUCAGACUUCAGUACCAGCAGUGUUUGUAUCCCACGUUCCAGCUCAGUCCAUGACCCAGCCGAACCCAAACAUCACAGAGGAUGAGCUCAGAGUCGGGAUGACCCUUCUGGGAAAGAAGCGCACCAAGACUUGGCACAGAGGCAUCCUCGUUGCCAUCAGUCCUGUCGGAAACAGUAUAUUCAAGUAUAAAGUGAAGUUUGAUAAAGGAAAGAGUCUGCUGUCUGGAAACCAUGUGGCUUUCGAGUAUAACCCCACAUUGGAGAUCCUGUAUGUCGGGGCUCGCGUAGUUGCCAAGUACAAGGACGGCAACCUGGUGUGGCUCUAUGCUGGCAUAGUAGCAGAGAUGCCCAACAACAAGAACCGUAUGAGGUUUUUGAUCUUUUUUGAUGAUGGCUACGCUUCAUACGUGACACUACCUGAUCUCCACCCAGUUUGCCGACCAUUAAAGCGCACCUGGGAAGAUAUAGAAGAUGCAUCGUGUCGAGACUUCAUCGAGGAGUACAUCACUGCAUAUCCCAGCAGGCCUAUGGUGCUCCUAAAGGUUGGACAGAUCAUCAAGACAGAGUGGGAGGGCACCUGGUGGAAGAGCAAAGUGGAGGAGGUGGACGGCAGCUUGGUCAAGAUCCUCUUCUUGGAUGACAAGAGGAGUGAGUGGAUUUAUAGAGGCUCCACCAGGUUGGAGCCAAUGUUCAACCUGAAGAUGACCACCGCCAACACCCAGGAGAAGAAGCUUGCUGGGCAGCAGAGGUCACGACCUAACAUGGGGGUGUUGAGGAGUAAAGGCCCAGUGGUUCAAUACACCAGUGACGGACAUGUUGGAGCCUCUCUCGUCAAAACACCGCAGGGCUCACCCAGCCAGCCUUCGCAGAUACCGCUACAUCAACAGUGUCCUCCACCAUCACCACAGCCCCAACUAACCCAACUAACCCAACUAACCCAACAAACCCAACUAGCCCAACUAACCCAACUAACCCAACAAACCCAACAGAUGCUUCAGCUUUCUCAGCCCCAACAGAUGCUUCAGCUUUCUCAGCCCCAACAGAUGCUUCAGCUUUCUCAGCCCCAACAGAUGCUUCAGCUUUCUCAGCCCCAACAGAUGCUUCAGCCUCCACGUAUUGACAACAAACAUCAGAUGGCAAAGAAGAGUACUUCUCCCUUUGUCCCUGGGGUGGGAGGCACUAAUGCCUCCAAAAUCAUGCAGGCUCUUUCAUCCAGUCCCAUCAACCUCUCUAGUGGAAGAAUAUUGAGUGUCCAAAAUAUGCCUACGUUCACACAGUCGUAUCAGAGACUGCCCACUCUGGCUUCCACCCCCCCUGCUAUAACCCACACGAUGGCCACCAUCCCACAUCAGCCCUCAUACCGUGCCCCGACGGACCGCAUCUUCUACCUGGCACACACCUGUCAGCCCGCAUGUCUGAACCGCGUCCGACCGGCAAAAUCAGACGUGCACCGAGGAAAGAACACCCUCCUCACACCUUUACUGUACGAUUUCAGACGCAUGACUGGACGCCGCAAAGUUAACCGCAAGAUGUCCUUCCACGUGAUCUACAAGGCUCCAUGUGGGCUUUGCCUGCGAAACAUGUCAGAGAUCCAGCACUACCUCUUCCAGACGCACUGUGACUUCAUAUUCUUAGAGAUGUUCUGUCUAGACCCCUAUGUGCUCGUGGACCGGCCUUUCCAGCCACAGAGGCCGUUCUAUUACAUUCCCGACAUCACUACUGGUAGGGAGGACAUCCCACUCUCCUGCGUCAACGAGAUCGAUUCCACCCCGCCCCCGAGAGUAGCUUACAGUAAAGAGCGUAUUCCUGAAGAUGGAGUAUACAUCAACACCAGUCCAGACUUCCUGGUUGGGUGCGAGUGCACCGACGGCUGUCGAGACAAGUCCAAAUGCUCCUGCCACCAGCUGACCCUUCAGGCGACAGCUUGUACACCGGGGGCACAGAUCAAUCCAAAUGCUGGAUUUUUGCACAAACGAUUAGAGGAGUGUCUUCCCACAGGGAUCUACGAGUGUAAUAAGCGGUGCAAAUGCUGUGCUCAGAUGUGCACCAACCGGUUGGUGCAGCACGGCCUGCAGGUCCGUCUGCAGCUCUUCAAAACCCAGAACAAAGGCUGGGGCAUCCGCUGUCUGGAUGACGUGGCCAAGGGCUCUUUUGUCUGCAUCUAUGCUGGUAAAAUCUUGACAGACGACUUUGCCGACAAAGAAGGUCUAGAGAUGGGUGAUGAGUAUUUUGCCAAUCUGGACCAUAUAGAGAGUGUGGAGAACUUCAAGGAGGGCUACGAGAGCGAGGCUCACUGUUCAGACAGCGAGGGGAGCGGUGUGGACGUGUCGAGGAUAAAAAUCCAACCAUCCGCUUUAGUAUCAGCUAAAGCUGUGGGCAGACUGUCCAAAAAGGGUGAGUCUAAGCCUGAAGCCCAGAGCCCAAGCUCAUCAGGAGACAGCAAUGACGACGAUGACAAGGAUUCAAAGAGCGAAGAUGAAAGUGACAGUUCAGACGACACGUUCGUGAAGGACAACUACUUCAGCUCCAGCUCUGUGUGGAGGAGCUACACCACGCGCGGUCAGGUCAAAGGUAACAAGGAAGGGAGUCAAGACAGUAAAGAUGGAUUGAGCGCAUCAGCAAAAGGAACCGAUGACGAGAAACCGCCGUCCAUGCCAGAAGAGACGGGGAAAAGUAAAGUGGCUUCCUGGCUCACCAGCCAGGGACUAAAGAAGGAGUCCGGAGACGGCAAGAGUCAGGUGAAGUCAGAAACGGGGAAGAAGCAGGAUGUGAUGACUCUCUCUGACAGCGAUGAUGUUCAGACCAUCAGCUCUGGAUCUGACGACAACAAGGAUAAAGAGAAAGUCACCCCGGGUGUGACUAAGAAGCAGGUAGCAGUGAAAUCUACACGUGGCAUCGCCCUGAAGGGCAGCCACGGCAUGAUGGUGAAAACGGGAACACCUGGAGGCGGGGGAGGGCCGGGAGGUCAGGGAACAAAAACAGGACAGCAGGGACAGACUGGAGGAGGCGGGGACAACACUCACAAAAACUCCCGCCUGUUCUUUGACGGUGAAGAGUCCUGCUACAUCAUUGAUGCCAAGUUGGAAGGAAACCUUGGGCGCUACCUCAAUCACAGCUGUAGUCCUAACCUUUUCGUGCAGAAUGUGUUUGUGGACACGCAUGACUUGAGGUUUCCCUGGGUGGCGUUCUUUGCCAGCAAGCGGAUCCGGGCCGGCACAGAGCUGACCUGGGACUACAACUAUGAGGUGGGCAGUGUGGAGGGGAAAGUGCUGCUCUGCUGCUGCGGGUCCACUGAGUGCAGAGGACGACUGCUGUGAUCCUGUGAGCCUCUGCUGUAUCUGUAGGAAACGUAGAAGAGCCCUUUUAACACUGUAACCUUUUAUUUGUUGUUUUUUAAGUUGAACUAUACAUUUUAUUACACCUGUUUUGUUGCCUUUUAUUUUAUAUGAACGUGUUUCCUGAUUUUGUCUAAUUUUAUCCAUGAAGUUUUUCUUUACAUCUGAAUAAAAUGCAAUUUUUCUUCAAUGAA
This is a messenger RNA of Cottoperca gobio, 4199 nucleotides long. RefSeq names its product histone-lysine N-methyltransferase SETDB1-B-like. Gene Ontology annotation, cellular component: nucleus. Gene Ontology annotation, molecular function: DNA binding; histone H3K9 methyltransferase activity; zinc ion binding. Lineage: Eukaryota; Metazoa; Chordata; Actinopteri; Perciformes; Bovichtidae. The record is from RefSeq and is a predicted model, not a curated record. Gene Ontology annotation, biological process: negative regulation of gene expression; heterochromatin organization.